Molecule: messenger RNA, 5017 nt
Organism: Anopheles merus
Lineage: Eukaryota; Metazoa; Arthropoda; Insecta; Diptera; Culicidae
Product: probable phospholipid-transporting ATPase IIA
Exons: 6
Coding region: 460-3927 (1155 amino acids)
Biological process (GO): retrograde vesicle-mediated transport, Golgi to endoplasmic reticulum; endocytosis; phospholipid translocation
Cellular component (GO): plasma membrane; endosome; trans-Golgi network
Molecular function (GO): ATP hydrolysis activity; ATP binding; magnesium ion binding
Source: RefSeq, a predicted model, not a curated record
UUCCUACUGCUUCGGUGUGCGAUAAGUGUGUACCGAUAAGAACGCGUUCUCCCUUCUGUGUGUUAACAAAUCUACCGCAAACCGCUGAUUAAUCCCGCAGCAAUAAAAGAAAUCAAACCUCCUCUCUCCGACUAGAAAAUGCGGGCGUCCGCUGAUUGUGCUGCCUGCUGCCGGAAUCAUUCCCUGUCCCAGCUGCUAGAGUGACCGGACGGUAGAGUGUUUUUUCUCACCCUCACCACCACCUCAACAAACCUCUACGGUGGUGAAGCGGUGGAGGCCCUUUUCCCACCCACCGUGUGUAGUGUUAUUCCUUCCCCGGGCAGUAAUGCCAUCUGGUACUAAUUAAUUGCUCGAGCAUCGUGUGACAUCGUGCAACGCAACAGCGAGCGAACCCAGGACCCGUGAAUUGCGCACCGAGCUGCGAGGCUCAUCCCCCGCCCGGGCCCCGCGAAGGAGAGGAUGAAUGUAGAACUGCGCGACUUCGAGAUUAGUGACUCGGAAACCGAACUGCUCAUCGAACCAGCGACUGCCCGGGCCAACCGACUGAACGGCCGUUCGUUUCGCAACCGUCGCCAGGAAUCGUUCAAGCUGGGGUCCUUCCUGAAGAAACUGUGCUGCUGCUGGUGCUGGGCCUGGCGAAAAUGGUGCGCCUCGAAGGAGCUGAAGCCCCGCACGAUCUACAUCGGGCGGCCGCUGACGGAAAAGUUCCCGCCGAACGAGAUCCGCAACCAGAAGUACAACUUCUUCACCUUUCUGCCGCUGGUGCUGUUCGAGCAGUUCCGCUUCUUUCUCAACCUGUACUUCCUCAUCAUGGCGGUCAGCCAGUUCAUACCGGAGAUCCGGAUCGGCUACCUGUACACCUACUGGGGUCCGCUCGGGUUCGUGCUGGCGGUGACGAUCUGCCGCGAGGCGGUCGACGAUCUGCGCCGGCACAAGCGCGAUCGGGAGGUUAAUUCGCAAAAGUACAAGCGCUUCGUGAGUGCGGACAAACCACCGGAAUCGGUAUCGUCGUCGAAGCUGCGCGUGGGCGAUAUUAUUAUGGUGGAGAAGGAUGAGCGAGUGCCGGCCGAUUUGAUACUGCUGCGUACGAGCGACAAAAGUGGGGCCGUUUUCGUGCGUACCGAUAUGCUGGACGGGGAGACGGAUUGGAAGCUGCGGUUGGCCGUCCCGGCAACACAGAAGCUAGCGUCUCACGGGGAGCUGCUGACGGUGAAUGCUUCGCUGUACGUGGAGAAGCCGCAGCGAGACAUUCACACGUUCAUCGGGACUUACUCGAAGCACGGCGGAACGGAAGAUGAAGGUUUGAAUGUGGAAAAUACGCUGUGGGCCAACACCGUCGUCGCUUCCGGCACGGCCGUCGGGAUCGUGAUCUACACCGGCAGCGAAACGCGCAGCGUCAUGAACAACUCUCAGCCCCGCUCGAAGGUCGGACUGCUCGAUCUGGAAAUUAACAAUCUCACCAAGGUGCUGUUCUGUGCCGUGAUCGGGCUGUCGUUUGCGAUGAUGUGCCUGAAGGGCUUCAACGGCCCCUGGUACCGGUACAUGUUCCGGUUUGUGCUGCUGUUUUCGUACAUCAUCCCGAUCAGCCUGCGGGUGAACCUCGACAUGGGCAAAGCCUUUUACUCGUGGCAGAUACAGAACGACGACGAAAUUAAAGGUACGGUUGUGCGCUCCACCACCAUCCCGGAGGAGCUCGGCCGCAUGUCGUACCUGCUGACGGAUAAAACGGGCACGCUGACGCAAAAUGAGAUGAUAUUUAAGAAAAUCCACGUCGGUACGGCCGCUUACGGGCGCGACACGUUCCCCAUGGUAUCGGCCGCCAUACAGUCGGUGUAUGGGACGCUUUCCGCACCGGCAGAUGCUUCACCGGAAGACCACGGAUCGGAGUAUCAACCCCGGCUGCGCAAACCGGACGGUUGGCGCAUCUGGGAGUCGGUGAAAGCGCUCGCCCUCUGUCACAACGUGACACCCGUGUACGAAAGCAACAACGGCAACGGUGGAAGCGGCUCCAUAUCGUCCACGUCCGACCGGCGCCAGUCACCGGCGCGUUCCAUCUCCGUCGAAAGCCAGGCGGGGGAACCGUCGACCAGCAAGCCAGCGACGACGGAGAAAACCUACCAAGCGUCCAGCCCGGACGAGAUCGCGCUGGUCAAGUGGACGGAAUCGGUCGGGCUGACGCUGGUGCAGCGCGACCUCAACCACAUGACACUGCAGAUCCGCGACGCAACGCACGAGGCGCGCGGCACCAGCAUGAACGAGAACGCUUCCAUCAACACGACCGUCACGAACCUGUCGGUAAACUCGAAAACUGACCUCAACUCACCCUCGAGCGGGGGCAGUGUAACGUCGCUAAACUCCAUCAUUGCUGCCGGUGCACCGGGGCUGAUGAAGUACCAAAUAUUGCAAACGUUCCCGUUCACGAGCGAAAACAAGCGCAUGGGCAUCAUCGUGCGCGAGCUGAACGGGGGUGAAAUCACCUUCUACCUGAAGGGAGCCGACGUUGUGAUGUCCGGCAUCGUGCAGUACAACGACUGGCUGGCGGAGGAAAGCGGGAAUAUGGCACGCGAAGGCCUGCGGACGCUUGUGGUCGCGAAGAAGGUGCUGUCGGAGGAGCAGUACAACGACUUUGUGAUGCGUUACAAUGCGGCCAAAGUGAGCGUAACGGACCGGGUGGCGAAGGUGGCCGCCGUCAUCGAGAGUCUCGAGCGGGAGAUGGAGCUGCUCUGUCUGACCGGGGUGGAGGAUCGGCUGCAGGAUCGGGUACGACCGACGCUUGAGCUGCUGCGCAAUGCUGGCAUCAAGAUUUGGAUGCUGACCGGCGAUAAGCUCGAAACGGCCACCUGUAUCGCGAAGUCGUCGCACCUGGUCGGACGCAACCAAAGCAUACACGUGCUGAAGAGUGUGCUGACCCGCACCGAUGCCCAUCUGGAGCUGAACCAGUUCCGCAGGAAGCAGGACUGUGCGCUGGUCGUGUCGGGCGAAAGUCUCGAGGUGUGCCUCCAGUACUAUCAGCCCGAGUUUAUGGAGCUGGCGACGGCCUGUCCGGCGGUGGUGUGCUGUCGCUGCAGCCCCACCCAGAAAGCGCAGGUCGUCUCGCUGAUUCAAAAGUACUCGAAAAAGCGCACCUGUGCAGUGGGCGACGGUGGCAACGAUGUGAGCAUGAUCCAGCAGGCCGACGCCGGCAUUGGCAUUGAGGGACGCGAAGGAAAGCAAGCGUCGCUGGCGGGCGACUUUAGUAUACCGCAGUUCUCGCACAUUGCACGGUUGCUGAUCGUGCACGGGCGACGAUCGUACAAGCGGUCGGCCGCACUGUCCCAGUUCGUCAUCCAUCGUGGGCUGAUCAUCUCCACCAUGCAGGCCGUCUUUUCGGCCGUCUUCUAUCUGUCGUCGGUGGCACUGUACCAGGGCUUUCUGAUGGUGGGGUACGCGACGCUCUACACGAUGUUUCCGGUGUUUUCGCUCGUGCUCGAUCAGGACAUUAGUGCGAACAUUGCGAUCACGUACCCGGAGCUGUACAAGGAGCUGUCGAAGGGGCGCAGCCUGAGCUACAAAACCUUCUUCAUGUGGGUGCUGAUCAGUAUCUAUCAAGGCGGUGUGAUCAUGUACGGUGCGUUGAUUCUGUUCGAGGACGAAUUUAUUCAUAUCGUGGCAAUCAGCUUCUCGGCCCUCAUUCUAACGGAGCUGAUAAUGGUUGCGCUAACCAUCCGCACGUGGCACAAAUUGAUGGUCAUAGCAGAACUGUUCAGUCUGGUGCUUUACAUAGUCUCUCUUGCCGUGUUGCAUGAAUAUUUCGACUGGGAGUUCAUCUGGUCGUGGGAUUUCCUGUGGAAAGUGCUGGUCAUCACGCUCGUCUCCUGUCUUCCGCUGUACAUUCUAAAAUUCCUGCGCAAAAAGUUCUCACCACCAUCGUACUCGAAGCUCUCGUAAACUGUGUGUGUAUGUGUGUCUGUCUGUGUCUGUGGCGUACGGUGCGUCACGUUGUUUUUGGUUUUAUUUAUUUAUUUCCUACCUUUUUCUGUCAAACAGUCUCGCGCACGUUGGCGUUUUGGCGGCUCAGCUGGGAGCGCAAAACAUUAAAUCACUACUUUUUACAUAUUAUAAAACGCAUAUACACUGCAUUAGUAAUUAGUUCACAGCAAGCUUAGUUAAUACUACUAGUGUAUCCCGUUUGAUGACCGUGUUUUGCCUCAAAGUAUUAGACGAAACGGUUUUAGCACGGUUCAAGCUCGAGAUCGAUUGCAUGCCUAGGAGUUUUCCAUUUUAAAGCCAAUGCGCACUGUAUUGUUAUGUAUACAUAUAUUUACUUUGAACGUGAUAUUUUCUCCCCCCACUUCAAGCACAGGUCCAGGUGUAUGUGUUCUAACUCGUUGGUUUUAUCUACCCCUUUUGCCACACUGGCUGUUGAAGCAAACCGCGAGUGAGAAACAGUGUGCGUAGUGUGUGUUUUUUGUGUUUUGAGUUGACGAAGCAAUGAAAUAUUAUUUAAAAACACACACACACAUUAUACAGUUGAGAGUUGUGAUCAAUGCUAGAGAGAAGUAGAUCAACAAACAGCAGUGCGCAUACUAACAAGAGCAAACAUAACAUUUGUUACAACAAAAAACACGGUGUCUAAACGAAUAUCAACGCCUUCGGCAGUCGAACGUUAGUUACAUGUUCGCAGAUGAACAGUUUUUAGAAUGAUAUAAAACCGUAAACCAUAUUUGAGCGUUCAUUUUUACUCAAGAGAAGAAGAAACAAAAUGAAGUAACAUCAUUAAAACAAUUAAUACGAAUAUACACGCACACCCAAAUCAAACUACACGCAAACCCACGCAGCAUUCAAACAAAGAGAAAAGGACAAGUCAAUAGGAGGAAGGACCUUACCGCAAAACAAUGAACCAACCACUAUCCUAUACUACCAAGCCGAGGGCUUGCGACAAACAAGAGUCGAACUGUUUCACUCCAAUCGAACGCGAAGGCAGAGAGGAAAUAAUAAACAGGCAAAAUAAAUGAACUAACUAAAGUAAAUUAAUUAA